AUGGACCGAGAGGAUGGAUUCGGUAAAAUCGACAAUGAGUCGUCGGGUUGGUCAUCGUCUUCGGCGGGGGUAAAGGGCUAUGUCCAACUCUUCUGUCGAUCUUUGAGACACCAAUCCCAACAAGCUGUUAAUUUUCUAUUCAACAUUAAUACCCGAUUCCGAUCAGGCUAUACACCAAUACCGCGUUCCCUCCAUAUAACUCCCGAGGGGUCUUCAUUCACAAGUUACAGAAAGUUAAUCUUUGUAAUAUUUUUAUCAGCAUGGGGUCUUGUUGUUGGAAUGUGUGGGAUUUAUGCAUACGACGGGCUGGAUAUCCUACCUAGAGGAAUGAUAUGGGGACGAAAAGAGGUUUCUAUGUUUCUUGGGCCAGGUUACCCCGUUGGAAAUAUCAUAUCUUCAUCCGAAUGGAGCACUUUCCAUUUCGGAAAGGUAGAAAUUCCUGCCCCGCCACCAGAACCUCCCGGCUCAACGGUGAAAAGGGUCCAACCGCCUACCGAUUGGUUGAACUGCGAAGCGGCAAAGAAUUUCGCAAAAUCUUUGCCGGAGGUUACCUUUGUUCCAUUCGAAGAAGCCCUUGAACACAACGGCGAAGGACAGGAAGUUUCAUGGUUGAACGAAUGGCUUACAGAUGGCCAGCUGAACAACAGUGAUAUGAAGGCAAAAUCGCAUCCUAUUGACGUGAUAUAUACCUGGGUAAACGGAACUUCGCCUGCCUUCCACAAAGCAAAACAAAGUGUGGAAGAGGGGAGCAGAUUAAUGGAUAUACCCGACUACAGGUCCGAUACCCUGAACCGUCAUCGGGAUUGGGAUGAACUGCGAUAUAGUGUGCGGAGUAUCGAAAACUUCCUUGAGAAGAAAGAAACAGGAGAGUUGAGGAUACCGAGAGUUCUUGGAAAGGUUAGCAUCAUAACUACCCAGCAUAGCGAUGGGCCUCAGAAAGUCCAGACACCGCUGUGGUUAAAUAUGAGCCAUCCGGAAGCACCAGAAAUAAUCCCGCAAGAAGGGCUAGUGUCACCAAUGCUGGCUGGCACCUGUGCCACCGAAACGUUCUCAUCUUGUGCUGUUGAGGCCCGCCUUGACCGAAUUGAAUCCGAUAAUGAUAAGGUGAUGAUUCUCAGUGACGACAUGUUCCUGUCGAACCAACAUUCAUCUGCAGACAUCUAUUCUCCUUUAUACGGCUUACCCUUCGUCUUCGAAUAUGCCUGGCCCCACUAUACCAUCGAUUACCCACCCGCUUUCGGAUCGCUCGAGUUUCGCUUCGGUGAACACCCGUACCUGUACUUUUGCGCAUACCUUCUACACGUUAGAUUUGGCUGGGAGUAUCGGUCUUAUAACAAACAUACCGUCCACUCACUCUCGAGAACAAUCAUGCGAGAACUUAGAUCAACGUUCCCAUCUGCUUUCGAGCUCAGCAGUGCACAGCGGUUCCGGGGAGAGAGUCCUUCGAUACACCUCUGGUUUCUUUUCGAUUGGUAUGUAAUUGAAAGACACCGCGAGGCGUUGAUAUGGAGCUAUCUUUUCGGAAAACUCCAAGAGGAUGGGUCCACAACAAUAAGUCUCAAAACUCUUCAUGGAGAGCUCUCGGAAAUCGACACAUCAACCGACUUCUCUCGGGAUUCGCUGGUGUCAGAAAAAGUCAAGUCCGCCUAUGAAAAAGCAGAUAUCGAACCAAAUAUCGCAUCAAAGUUCUUAUGGAGCAGUGCAGAUGGGCCUGUAUGGCUCUCAGCGGAGAAUGAGAGAGAUCUUGCCAAAAGAGUCGAUGAUGCCCUACUCCACGACCGUACAUUCGACGAAACCCGGAAACUUGCUCCUUGCGAGAUUAAACCGGAGUGCUUUAUAUUUCCUGGCAUCAAAUCUGAAAAUAUCCCAACGGAGCUAAUCUUUGAUAAGUGGAGGAGAACAGAUCGUGCGUGUGGAGACUGCAUGAUUAAUGCACUGUUGAGGAAAUCGGGUCCGCUAGGAUUCAGCGCUUUCCUUUCCACGGAGCCGAGAAGAAGGAGCAUUUCUUUACAGUCUAUAUAUCGGUAUUCACACACUUUCUCGAGGGUUGAUGCCCGUUACGGAAUGAUGGAGAACCCAGAUACAGUGAAGAGCCUGACAGAAGAAUGGAUCGCCCAACGGCCUGCUGAAGUGUGCUUCAACGACCACUUUUUCUCCGAGGAGCCAAGUGAAGUACAGAGAUUUGCUGAGGCCGCCAAAGGCUUCUUUGAGAAGUAUUUCCCGAAUAAAAACAAGUGGGAACUUUGA
This is a messenger RNA of Orbilia oligospora ATCC 24927, 2247 nucleotides long. RefSeq lists its product as uncharacterized. Bases 1 to 2247 code for a protein of 748 amino acids. The transcript is spliced from 2 exons. Gene Ontology annotation, molecular function: UDP-N-acetylglucosamine-lysosomal-enzyme N-acetylglucosaminephosphotransferase activity. Gene Ontology annotation, cellular component: Golgi apparatus. Lineage: Eukaryota; Fungi; Ascomycota; Orbiliomycetes; Orbiliales; Orbiliaceae. The record is from RefSeq and is a predicted model, not a curated record. Gene Ontology annotation, biological process: N-glycan processing to lysosome; carbohydrate phosphorylation.